AUGGCCGACACUGGACGCAGUCCGAGACCUGCUGGAGGAGCAGUUCGUCAGCGCAGAGGAGGUUAGUUUUUCUUUCAAAUCCAUUUCACUAGCAGUUCUAAAAACUCCUUUCAUAUAGGAGCCACUGCCGCUCCCGCCCGUGCUCGAGGAGGAAAUAACGGAGGAUUGUGGCGUUUCUACACAGAGGACUCGACCGGACUCAAGAUAGGACCAGUCCCAGUUCUUGUCAUGUCUCUUGUCUUCAUCGCUUCGGUCUUUGUACUCCACAUCUGGGGAAAAUUCACCAGAAGCCGCGCUUAA
This is a messenger RNA of Caenorhabditis sp. 36 PRJEB53466, 300 nucleotides long. NCBI's taxonomy places the organism in Eukaryota, Metazoa, Nematoda, Chromadorea, Rhabditida, Rhabditidae. The record is from the annotation of a GenBank genome assembly.